Molecule: messenger RNA, 645 nt
Organism: Iphiclides podalirius (scarce swallowtail)
Lineage: Eukaryota; Metazoa; Arthropoda; Insecta; Lepidoptera; Papilionidae
Source: the annotation of a GenBank genome assembly
AUGCUUCUUACAGUUUCUAUAUGUGCUACAGCACUUAUUGGAGAUUACAUUGUAUUCAAAUCAAAAUAUUCAGAUUCGCAGGCGUUUCGUGCAUUCUCGGAUAGUAGUGUUCAUGCAAGCAUCGGUUUCCUAUCCGCUCUAAUUUUCUUCAGCUACGACAUAGGUCUUACCGAUCAAGCGCGAGCCUACAACAUAGCAUUUUGUACAUUACUCUCUUCAAUAAUAGACGUGGACCAUUUUAUUGCUGCUAAGUCAUUCAGAUUAAAGGACCUAACACACCUUAAACAAAGAGGAAUUUUCCACUGCACAACAUUCUGGUUCAUUCUGACUGCAAUGCUUCUCGUAUAUGCUUCUAUAGCAAAGAAAUUAAAUGUAUACAUCCUAGCAUUUAUGAUAAUAAUAGCCUUUACAAGCCACCAUAUGUAUCAUGUCAUUCGCCUCUAUGCGACUGGCCAUCCUUCGUGGAGGAGUCCAGGUUGUGAUCUCGGAGACGCACUACCGGCUUCGGUUCGCGAGCUCUCGGCUGCCAAGUGCAGCGCCGUCAGCACGUACUUGGGGCCGAUGACAAUCGCGCCGCAGCUGAACGAGUACGCCCCUUCAUCCUUCGCCCAGCCUAUCGCGACCUGGAAAAAAAAGAACAGGAAC